This is a messenger RNA of Morchella importuna, 288 nucleotides long. RefSeq lists its product as uncharacterized. The record is from RefSeq and is a predicted model, not a curated record. Bases 1 to 288 code for a protein of 95 amino acids. The transcript is spliced from 7 exons. NCBI's taxonomy places the organism in Eukaryota, Fungi, Ascomycota, Pezizomycetes, Pezizales, Morchellaceae.
AUGUUGGACAGAGUAGCACUCUUCUCACGGCACAGAAUACAUACGUAUACCCGAGAGAUCUAUAGAGUACAUGAAGUAGAAGAAACACCCAGUAGUACGUAUAUCUCCAGGUGGCUCGUGGGGUCGACGCUCUGUAGAAAAAUUAAAACUGUAAAGUGGGCCACACAUCGAUACCAAGAUGGAUGUUCACGAACUACUAUAUGUACAAAAUAUUUAUACCAAGAUCAUGGAAUAGGGUUAUCGCGUCGUUUCUGGGCCAAAUUGAGGUCUCAUUCCAAGUCAAUGUAA